Phyllopteryx taeniolatus (common seadragon) is the source of this 4131-nucleotide messenger RNA. RefSeq names its product frizzled-3-like. Gene Ontology annotation, biological process: non-canonical Wnt signaling pathway; canonical Wnt signaling pathway. Gene Ontology annotation, molecular function: Wnt-protein binding; Wnt receptor activity. Gene Ontology annotation, cellular component: plasma membrane. The transcript has 11 exons. The record is from RefSeq and is a predicted model, not a curated record. Lineage: Eukaryota; Metazoa; Chordata; Actinopteri; Syngnathiformes; Syngnathidae. Bases 664 to 2778 code for a protein of 704 amino acids.
CGUGUGUCCACUCCAGUGGGGGCGUGCGCGUUCAUGUCGAGUGCGCGCUCUCGCAGCACGCGCUGCAGCCAGCCAGGCAGGCAACCGGCAGUGGACAACGACUGGAGCGCCGCAGUGAGCGGAGCCUCUGGAGCACCCGGACCACUCUCUAUUGCGAGGCUUUUAAACCUGCAGGACCUGCUCGAAGAAGCCAGAAUGCGAAAGACCUUGAAGAUAGAGAAAAAUCAUUUGGAGGUGAAGGAGGAGGAGACAGAUAUCGCGGCCUUGUGUGUUUUGUUGAGGUGUUGCUGGAGGCGAGGGUGAGCAGACAAAAGAGGGACCGACAACCCAGAGGAGCUGUUCUGUCACCCAGGAAUAAACCAGGAGGUGGAGAAUGCUGCAAGAUGCUCUGCAAGCCAGUAGCAAUCGGCGGUGCAGUCUGAAGGCUGAAAGUAAAUAGUGGAAAACAAGAGGCGGCUUCUUUUGCGCUGCUUUGUCUUGGUGCGCCAAUCAGUGGGGCCUCCAUCUUCCUGCAUAAUGUGCCUCUUAUUAAGAGGUGGGAUUCUUCUUUUUAAAUCCCCACUGACAGUGGACUCUGUUGCCUCCAAUGCAAAGAAGCCUUAAACCAAUUAUCGGCAACUCUCAAGGCUACAGUUGAUAGUCUGGCCUCUCUGCUGUUUAACAAUGCAGGAAUCAUUUAAAAGUGAAUGUAUGAGAGACUGCAAGACUGCACCGAUCUCCUGCAGACAAACUGUCUGUUUUCCCCGUUUCCCCAUCCCACUCUUCCUGCUCCUCUUACUCACGACUCCUCCGGCUCGGACCAUACACAUGGAGGCCAUCGAGAGCCACAGCGAGUUCAGCUGUGAGCCCAUCCGACUGAGAAUGUGCCAGGAUCUGCCUUACAACACCACCUUCAUGCCCAACCUCCUGAGCCACUACGACCAGCAGACAGCCGCACUCGCCAUGGAGCCUUUCCAUCCUGUCGUAAACCUGGUGUGCAGCCCUGACCUGAGGAUGUUCCUGUGUGCGCUCUACGCCCCCGUGUGCGUCGUCUACGGACGGGUGUCCAUGCCGUGCCGUGCCCUCUGCCAGCGGGCCAAGGGGGACUGUCAGAGACUGAUGGAAAUAUUUGGACUUACCUGGCCAGAUGACAUGGAGUGCAGCAGGUUUCCAGACUGUGACGAUCCGUAUCCUCGCCGAGAGGACCUACACAAAGACUCUGAGCCCACCGACCAGUCGUCCAUGACCGUCCAGAGAGACUACGGCUUCUGGUGCCCCAGAGAGCUGAAGAUAGAACCAGAGCUGGGUUACUCACUCAUGGGCAGGAAAGACUGCUCAGCUCCCUGUCCUUCCAUGUACUUCAGCCGACAGGAAGUGACCGUCACACGAUACUUCAUUGGUGUCACCUCCAUUGUCUGUCUGUCCGCAACUUUGUUCACCUUCCUUACUUUUCUCAUUGACGUCACCAGGUUCAGAUACCCGGAGCGACCCAUCAUCUUCUAUGCGGUAUGUUAUGUCAUGGUGUCGCUGGUGUUCUUUCUGGGCUUCUUGUUGGAGGACACCGUAGCGUGCAACACUGUCAACCACGCACAGUUCAAAGCUUCAACUAUAACACAGGGCUCACACAACAAGGCGUGCACCUUGUUCUUCAUGAUCCUCUACUUCUUCACCAUGGCUGGCAGCAUAUGGUGGGUCAUCCUAACGAUCACAUGGUUCCUAGCUGCCGUGCCGAAAUGGGGCACCGAGGCCAUCGAAAAGAAAGCCCUCCUCUUUCACGCCGUGGCCUGGGGGCUCCCAGGGACUCUCACCAUCACCCUUUUGGCCCUGAACAAAAUCGAAGGGGAUGGGAUCAGUGGCGUGUGUUUCAUCGGGCUCUAUGACAUAGACGCCCUGCGGUGGUUUGUUCUGGCACCGCUCUGCCUUAACGUGGCCGUGGGCGUCUCUCUUCUCUUAGUGGGCAUCGUGGCUCUGAACCGUGUGCGCAUGGAGAUCCCCCUGGAGAAAGAGAACCAGACCAAACUGGUCAAGUUCAUGAUCCGAAUGGGCGUUUUCUCCGUGCUCUACCUCGUCCCCUUGCUUACCGUGAUUGGUUGCUACGUGUACGAGCACACCUACCGCAGCGUGUGGGAGACGACCUGGAUGGAGGAGAACUGCCGCCGCUAUCACAUCCCCUGCCCGUACAAGGUGGAGCAGCCCAGUCGACCGUCCGUGGCCUUGUUCCUCAUGAAAUACUUGAUGAUGAUGGUGGUGGGCAUCCCCUCUGCCUUCUGGGUGGCCAGCAAGAAGACCUGCUUUGAGUGGGCCAGCUUCCUGCAUGGCCGCAGCCGGAAAGACAGUGGAGUGAAUGAAUCUCGCCAGGUGCUCCAAGAGCAGCCCGACUUGGCCCAGUCGCUGCUGCGUGAACCCAACACCCCCAUCAUCAGGAAGUCUAGGGGAACGUCCACUCAGGGUACCUCCACUCACGCCUCCUCCACUCACCUGGCCGUCCUCGACGACCCGGACGAGCCCCUGAGAAGCCGCCCCGGCCAGCCCGCCUCCGCCAGGAGCAAAGCCGGCAGCGUCCACAGCAAAGCCAGUUACCACGGCAGCCUGCGCCGCGCUGGCGACGACAGGAGCGACACGGUGGUCUACAGAAGCGUCGAGGAGCGCAGUUUCCACGGUAGCGCGCCGCGUCUCGACCGUCCGCUGUCCACGCACGGUAGCCAGAGGGAAGUGACCGAGGCCCCGCCCACUCUCAUCACGCACGGAUCCACGGGGAGCGAGAGCCGCGGUGCCGGCAAUGACGGCACCAACGCCUAACUACUCACUGCCGGGUGGUGGUAAUAGUUUUGAGGGAAACGUUGAGCGUGUUACAUGCUCAGACUGGACUCCAUUUUGUGCAAGCACACACAUACGCAAACAUUCUUGCUGUUAACAAUCCUAAAUGGCUUGUCCGCUCAUUUUUUUUAAUGACAUUUCAUCAGUUUCGCUCCAGACUGUAAACUUCGUAAACUUCAUUUGUACGUGGACCUAAUGUGAAUCUGUGGACCUCCUGGUGUGUUAGUUUUAACUAUUUUUAUACUGUGAAGUGUGUGUGUGCGUGUGCGAGUGGAAGAUUUAAACUGUCGAGUUGUAUUAAACAAAAAAAUAUGAUGAACCAACACAAUUUAGCACUGACACAUCUGCUUAAUGCAUCUCAAUAAAUUAGGAUAUUGUGAAAACUUAAUUUAUUUUAGUUGUUCAAUUCAAAAAGUUUAACUUAAAAAGAUUCAAAGUAAAAUAUUUCAUCAAUUAGAAUUACAGUUUAUGAAAAAAACAUUUUAGUAUUGCAUAAACACUCAAAAAUGAUUUGUAAUAUAGAAAAACAAAUCGGUACGGAUUGGCCUUCUGAAAAGUAUUUACCUAUGUUGUUUAAUUGAGUUUCACUUUGGGAAUUGAGCUUAUUGAAUUUAUCGUUGAUAUUCUCAUUUACUGAGAUUCGCCUGUGUAUAUUCAAACAAUUUUACCUUGAUACAUAACAGAAAACACUGAUUACUUUCAUUACUACACUUGAUAAAAGUAUUUUAACCCGCUCAUCUGUAAAUGUUUCUUCUGCUCCUGUGACUCACUACAUGAUCUCUUUUUGUAAAUACGGUAUGAUUCUUCGUUCAUGUGAACCUACCUCGCCUGUGUGAUCGGCCUUCUGUGCUCCCCAUCAAAAGCAUCUUUUACCUUCACAUAACACGCACACAUAACUACAAACAUUCUCCAUCCUCAUCAACAAAUUUGCCUUCUGCCUCUCCUGCCUGUAACCAUACACUCGUUUUGUUUUGGACCUACAAGCGUCUGUGUUCUUACAGACCAUAUAAAAAAAAAAAAAACGUCUCACUGAACAAAUUAAUAAGCGCAACAUAAGUGACCUGGACAGAUAAUUAAUUUUAAAAAAAGACUUCUCAGCCCGAAUUGAUUGCAUUUGUCUUAGGAUGUGAGGUGCAGCAACAUUCUUUUCUAGAUGUCAUAUUGUGAUAGAAUUGAUGUGUGCAACUGUGGUGGCAUUAAAUGGAAAUGUCACAGUGUAUCAAAAACAUUGUAAAUGAAAAGCCUCAAUUGUUUGUUUUAAUUUAUUUAUUUGCAGUGUGUAACUGCUUUAACUACUUUUACAUGCAGUCUAAUAAACUUUUUUAUGGACUUUAA